Molecule: messenger RNA, 1819 nt
Organism: Rubroshorea leprosula
Lineage: Eukaryota; Viridiplantae; Streptophyta; Magnoliopsida; Malvales; Dipterocarpaceae
Source: the annotation of a GenBank genome assembly
AAUAUGUGAAAAUAAAAUUGGGAUCAGGAUGGCAAAGAUAGGGUUGGUAGCAUAAGCAAUUCUGACAUGGAAAAUAUAUCUUCUACAAAACAAAGCAAUGGUUUUAACCAAAAAGAAAACUUCAAAAGCAAACCAGUUCUCUAAUGAACUACAUUCUGCAAAAGAAUAUGAUGCCUGUUUUCCCCAACAAAGACUUCAGCGUGCUGUUGCAGUUCAGGCAUGUGUUCAAGCAGAUGGGAGCAAAAAUAGAUGUAGAGAAUCUAUUGACAUCGAAUGUGGUUUUCCUAGUGAUUCAAGGUGCUUGGAUACUUUGCUCACGACAUUCUCUAGUGAAGAUCCAGAAACAUCGAUGGCGUCUACCGAAUCUCCAAAUCAAUUUUUAUUUCGUCCAGUGGCUUCAACUAGCCUGGACAAAGAUCCUCCUAGUGAUGAGUCUGUGACGACAGUCACUCCUCAAAAGGAUUUCACAGAGAACACCGGCAGCUUGAUACCAGGAACAGAAUCUUCUUAUAACCAGAGUGUGAGUUCUCAUACACAGAAAAGGAGGAAGACCAUGGUUUCCCCAGUAAUUGAUGUUUCUGACGAUGAACUGUCUGAUACAUCCAAUGCCCAGGUGGCAGGAUGUUCGAGUUUUAAGAGGAACUUAGAGAUAUUCAGAGAUUCUACUAGCAGGAUUGAAUUUGGUUUUGAGACUUGCUCUGCUGAACACCAUUCCAUGAAGAUGAAUUAUUCUCAGUCACUGGCAGUUGAUACCAAUGUUGUUAAAUAUAUUGUUAUGGACAAGAGAUUAAAGAUUUCUUGUUCACUUUGCAGAAGCCCCAUAGGCCUUCCUGAUAAUAAUCUGUAUCCAUACACGUUUCUGCUCUGUCUUCUUCCCGAUUCUUCUCCCCCGAUAAGCCCCCCCCAAGCAACCGACUCUCUCCCCUUGAAAACCCGGUGAGAUCUUGAUGAAAUUUCUCCUUCUCUCUUGCUUAAUCACAAGAUUUGGGGCGUAGAAUCUUCCCUCUCAACCCAGAAAUCCCGGAUCUGCUCUGCUUCUUCCUCCCUUGUCCGUUGGGUUCUGCUGGGUUUGAAUCCUUUGGCUUUUUCUGGUAAGAAGCAGCCUUGAAUUCAUCUUUUCAACUUUAAUGUGGCUUGCGUUUACCUUGAAUUGUGUUUUGGUCUUUGGAUUGAGGUAGCCGUGAGUUUCCCCUGAAUUUUCUGCACAUGCCGUCGGCUUCCUUCCCAGCCGGAACCGGCCUUUGCUUGCCUGAAAUUCUGGUAAGUUGCCGGCUCUUCCAAGUUUGAAUUACCCAUUUAAUUGCUGGGUUUUGUCCAUUAGUUGAUGCUCUGUGUUGUUCGAAUCUGCUGGGAUAGGGGAUGAAUUUGGUAGCUCUUUUGAAUGUGUUUUAAGCUUGAUUAUGUAGAAUUUAGCUUGAAUUAGCCGCUGUGAUGUUUUGUGUGAGAAAUCCCGUGUGUGUGAGUGUGAUUUGCCAAAGUCAUGCCCUCCAUGUGCUGCCUGUGAGAUUGGGGAAAUUUUGGUAGCUUUAAGCUAUGUUUUAAGUGUGGUUUAAGUAGGAAAUUAGCUUGAACUGGGUUGUUGUGAUUUUUGGAAAGAAAACCCCGUGAUUAGCUAGUGUUUUGGCUAAUGUUUGGAAGUGGCAGUACUGUUCACGUCGUGAGUACUGUUCACCGGGUACUGUUCACACACCGAGGGUUAAUGAUUAAUGGGGAUUUAAAGGUUUAGUUUGUGAUAUAAGAAUGAAAUUGGAGAUGUUCGGUUAUGUGGAGAUUGAUAGAAAUAGCACUGUGAUUGGGGGUAGUGUUGAUGAUGAUUUCA